Messenger RNA from Nerophis ophidion (straightnose pipefish), 3059 nucleotides. Its product is annotated as tripartite motif-containing protein 2-like. Gene Ontology annotation, biological process: negative regulation of translation; protein polyubiquitination; proteasome-mediated ubiquitin-dependent protein catabolic process. The record is from RefSeq and is a predicted model, not a curated record. The coding region runs from base 284 to 2263 and encodes 659 amino acids. Lineage: Eukaryota; Metazoa; Chordata; Actinopteri; Syngnathiformes; Syngnathidae. Gene Ontology annotation, molecular function: protein binding; ubiquitin protein ligase activity; translation repressor activity. The transcript has 14 exons.
AGCUGCUGGUGUUGCCAUGAUGAUGAUGAUGAUACCCUCCCUCCCACACACUGGAGAAAAGGAUGGCUUGAGGCUGGCAAACACACUCACGCGCUGCUCGACUGCAUCACAUUGCAACAUGGAGGCUGUCCACCGCAGAAGGUAACAUCUUCUUCUCCUCUGUUUCCGUCGCAUUAAAUGUGGCCCGCCAUGUUUGCGUUCAUGCAUUAAAGUAGCGGAGACGUCACCUGACCACCAAGCCCUCCCCUGCAAGGGGGGCGUGUUCAAAGACUAGCAUUGGCAGAUGGAGGCGCAGCAACACUCCCCUGACAGCAGCAGUGAGGAGUGCACAGUCCUGGAGGCUCCGCCCACUAAAGACACCUGCCCGCAACACGGCGGAAAGGUGUCUGAAUACUGUUGUGUGUGUGUGUGCACGCUGUGUGAUGAGUGUGUGCAUGACAAGGAGCACGCCAGGGUACCUUUAAUCCAAGCCUUGGAGGAACACCGUCAAACCUUGCAGGCAAAGCUAAGAUCUGCUCAUGACAGACUCCCACAAAUUUCCGACGCCGUGGUCCUGGUCAGAGAGAUGGUGCAGCAGUUAAGCAAUCAGAAAACUGCCAUCGAAGAGGACAUCAUGGGCAGCUUUGAGGACCUCCACAAGCAGCUGGAUGUGAGAAAGAGUGUCCUUCUCAUGGAGCUGGAGGUCACCUUUGGACUCAAGCAGAAGGUUCUUCAGGCUCAGCUGGAGAGCCUCCUGCAGGGAGAGGGCGCUGUGGAGUCAGCCUGUUCACGUGCUGAAGACGCCUUGACCAUGGAAGCAUGCAGUGGCAGUUUAGAAGAAGAGCUGGAGCUUAAGGACAAACUGGAGGAGCUAGUUGGGAUUCACUUUCCAUGUCAGCCAGAGGAGAAUGAUCAGCUGGACCUGGUCCUGGAGACGGACGGCCUGAGGAAGUGGAUCCACAACUUGGGGACCAUCGUCACCACCAGUGCUGUGGCGAGCCAGAGUGAGGCCAUGGGUGCCGGUCUGGAACAGUGCAUUGUGGGACUUCCUGCCUCUGUUACCAUUGUAACAAGAGACAAGUCAGGAGGCGCCUGCAAGAGCGGCAACGCUAUCUUGUCAGCCGAGGUCUUUACGCCUGAUGGCAGCAUUGUAGACGGCGAGAUGGUAGACCGCAAAAACGGAACAUACGAGUUUGUCUACAUGGUGCCCAAAGAGGGCGAUUUCUCGUUGGCCCUGCGUCUGUACGACCAGCACAUCAAAGGAAGUCCUUUCAAGUUGAGCGUAAGCAGGCCGCAGGUGUCGCCAUCCUCCGCCACGGCCAACGCCACGCCUUCCACGGGCUCCUCCGAGGGCACCAAGAGGCGGGGAAAGUCCCCUGGCCAAAAGAAAAAGAGUUCCAAAAGGGCCAGCAGUGCCCUCGGAACACCACGCCGCAAAACUCAGAACCCAAUCGAAGAUGAUCUCAUCUUUCGAACUGGAACCAAAGGGCGGAACAAAGGAGAGUUUACUAACCUGCAAGGAGUCGCCGCAGCCUCUGACGGAAACAUCCUGAUUGCUGAUAGCAACAACCAAUGUGUGCAGAUUUUUUCCAGCAAGGGAGAAUUCAAGAGUCGAUUUGGUGUGCGUGGACGGUCGCCAGGGCAACUGCAGCGCCCAACUGGCGUGGCUGUGCACCCCAGCGGCGACAUCAUCAUAGCUGACUAUGACAACAAGUGGGUCAGCAUCUUCUCCAGCGACGGCAAGUUCAAGGCCAAACUGGGCUCCGCCAGGCUGAUGGGGCCCAAGGGUGUCACUGUGGACCGCAACGGUCACGUCAUUGUGGUGGACAACAAAGCGUGCACCGUGUUCAUCUUCCAGCUGACUGGCAAGCUCGUUACCAAAUUCGGGAGCCGCGGGAACGGCGACAAGCAGUUUGCAGGUCCACACUUUGCUGCCGUCAAUGAAAAAAAUGAAAUCAUUGUUAGCGACUUCCACAACCACUCAGUUAAGGUCUUCACGCCAGAAGGAGAACUGGUGCUCAAAUUCGGCUCCAACGGUGAGGGCAACGGACAGUUUAACGCCCCCACCGGUGUGGCCGUGGACGUGAACGGGAACAUCAUUGUGGCUGACUGGGGAAACAGUAGGAUACAGGUGUUUGACGGCAACGGGUCCUUCCUGUCCUACAUCAACACAUCGGCUGACCCCCUUUACGGGCCCCAGGGAUUGGCCCUGACAGAUGACGGACACGUGGUGGUGGCUGACUCGGGUAACCAUUGCUUCAAAGUGUACCGGUACCUGCAGUGAUGGCGGUCCGGAUGAGGUCAGUUGAUCUCCUUGAGAUGUGGACAUGUAUGGGAUAAUUUGAUCUCAUUUUGUAAUGAUGGCGGUGAUGGGAGGAGCAGAAAAAGAGAUUUUUCAGUACUUCCCGAUCUGCCAGUCUGCAGGAAGCAAUAUAUGCCAACUUCCUUAGCAGUGACUGCUAAAGGUAAAGCCCUAAAUGCAAAAUACUGUUUCAAUUGGCGCACUUCUGUACUUACACUUAGUCAUUUUGAGUGAAUAAGUAUUCAAAUUAAAAAUGUUUCAAUCACGUUGCAGGAUCAAAACCAAAUGCAAAAGAAAGAUGUGAAAAACUUCCACAAACCAUAACACAGCUUCAUGAGAGAAAUGACAUAUAACACAAUAUAAGUUAGCCAGGCUACCAGGGGUGCCAGAACUGAGGGAUAUCUGUCUCCAAAGACUUACGAUAAAUGUUGUCUUUUCUGAUUUAUAAAUGCUGUUACAAAGUUAGAUACUUGUGUUAAGCAAUGCCAAAUUACCAAUUUAUAAGUUUCAUCACAUUUUGGCGUGAGCGCACAUGUAGUUUUGGAUGCCUCUCUUCGCUGGAUUUUACAAUCGAGCUAUGUAGUGAUGUCAAAGUGAGGUGGAUGUACCUAUUUGGAAAUUAAGUCAAGCUCUCAGCCAGGCUAUGAGGAAACACCAGAAAGUGUAGGAUAAAGUAUUGUUUUCAUCUGAUAUUGGCAUGCGCAUAAUAACACCGAUGUGCAACAUGCAGUGACAUAAAUGCUGCUAAAAGCAGCUUUUUAUCGCACUCUAUGAAGAG